AUGAGAUUCCUACUCAUCUCUCCUGCGAGGCUGCAGACCGCGGCGACCUACGGCAAGGCGUUCUCCUACUGUCUCCCGCCGACCACGAGCUCGUCGGGCUUCCUCACGCUCGGGGCGUCCACGUCGUCGGGGUUCGCGACGACCGGGAUGCUGAGGAGCCAGCAGGCCCGGACCUUCUACGGCGCGCUCCUGCAGGGCAUCAGCGUGGGCGGGAAGCAGGUCGGCGUGGCGCCCUCGGUGUUCUCCGCCGGGUCGGUGAUGGACUCCGGCACCAUCAUCACACGGCUGCCGCCAACGGCGUACAAGGCAUUCUCGUCGGCGUUCAAGGAAGGCAUGAAGCAGUACCAGCCGGCGACGGCCAGGAGCAUCCUGGACACGUGCUUCGACUUCAGUGGCCAGGACAACUUCACGAUACCGUCAGUGUCGCUGGUGUUCGACGGCGGCGCGGUGGUGGACCUGGAUGCGAACGGGAUCAUAUAUGGCAGCUGCCUUGCGUUCACGGUCACUGACGACGAAGGCACCACCGGCAUCAUCAGCAACGUGCAGCAGAGGACGCUGGAGGUGCUGUACGACGUUGGAAAGAGCGUCUUGGGCUUCCGUGCCAACGCGUGUUGAUCAGCGG
Messenger RNA from Lolium perenne, 622 nucleotides. RefSeq names its product aspartyl protease family protein At5g10770-like. Lineage: Eukaryota; Viridiplantae; Streptophyta; Magnoliopsida; Poales; Poaceae. Gene Ontology annotation, biological process: proteolysis. The record is from RefSeq and is a predicted model, not a curated record. Gene Ontology annotation, molecular function: aspartic-type endopeptidase activity.